CGUCAGACCGCCAUCCCAGCCACACAUGUACGAGACACCGCUCUUGUCCGUAGCUCAAUGCAGCUACGCAUUAUGGGGAUUAUCCCCUCAGUUAUUACACUGUUGAUUGUGACGACUGUCAGCCGGCAUGUGGUCUCCGCCACCGACUGUGAAGAGUCCAACUGCGAGUUUGUUGUACGGGAAGAAUGCCAGACCUCCGAGACAGUGUUCUGCGACAUGAAAAACCGGCCAAUGAAACAGAUAAACAUCACGGCAGCAUCGUUCCCGAGAGAUGCCCGAGAAAUCAAGAUAACCGAUGUUGAGACCAUAACGAUCGAUGAGGACUCCAUCUCCUCUCUGACAUCGCUGGAGGAAAUCGAGAUCACCAAAGUCAACACCUUGAUUCUUCAGCCCAGGUCUCUGGCGCGCGGCAACAACUCCGAACGGAUUACAGUGAGAAUACGCGCAGUGACGAGUCUUCAGCUGCGUUCCCAGACAUUCCAAGACUUGAGCGGGGACUCGAGGAUCAUCAUAGAAGACGUGGAUGACUGCCAGCUGUUCUCGUCUUCCAUUGCUAACGCACAGUUUUUCAGCUUGACAUUGAGCGGAAUACAAUCACUGGCUGUUCAUGAAAGCGCCUUCAGCGAUGAUUCUCUGAUAGAAAAAGUUCACAUGACAGGUAUAAAAUCACUUUCGAUAUCAAAACAAGCAUUCACGUCAAAUGUCACAGUGCACAAGACAUGGAUUGAAGGCAUCGAAAACCUCACCAUACACUCAGGUGCACUGUCCCAAAACUCGAGAAUGAAGGAGGCCGAGUUGAAAAAAGUGAAGUAUCUCAGCGUUGAACCGCAUGGCAUUCAGGCAAACAUUGACAAGUUGAAGGUAAAAGAAGUUGAAAUGGAAACGUGUGGUGAAAACACGUUCGGGGGCAAGAUUGGAAGUUUAUCCCUGAGCUCGUCGCAUAUCCAUCGGGCUACAGAACACUGCAUAUCAGCUGGCAGCGAAAUGAACAAACUGAUCAUUGAAAACAGCCGCUUUAACCACACUGAAACAUCGGCUUUCUACGGGACGGUCAGGGAAGUUCAAAUCAAGAACAGCACAUUCGGAGCGAUAGAAAAGGAAGGGCUGCAGCUGAAUGUUACGAAGUUUUCCUUUGAGUGCAGCGAUAUCGUUGAAGCAUCAGAAAAAGCAUUCGUGGUGCUUGCUGACAGCGAUAUCACGAUCAGGAACUGCACGAUCAAUGCUGUGCGAAAGGAAGCCUUCAGCUCGCUAAGGGUGGCGAAAGGAAACGCCACAGCUCGCCACCGGAUUCAGCUAGGCAAUCUCCACAUCCAACAUCCAGAUAACGGUUCGCUGCAGUUUAGCCAGAACCAAAGAGUAACAGUGCAUGGCCUGACAUUGGACAUUCCCUGUACGUGCGACAUAGCGACAGCACUGGGUCUCGAUGUAUCUUCUGAGAACGACUUCUGGAUCAACGAGACUCUUUGCGAGGUCAAUAACACACGGUGGAAACUAGACGAAUACCUGGAGGAGUUCUGCACGGAGCCCACCACCACUCCGCCGCCUACUAGCCCGACCAACUCGCACAGAGGAGGCAAAUCGUCACUGCCGCCUCAGACAGCCGGUGAAUCAAAUGAACAGGACUCUCAAACAAACCGUGAGGCCAGUGACCAGACUCCCGGCGAUGGCUCAGACCAGACGUCCGGCGAUGGCUCAGACCAGGUUAGCACCGGCUCCACCGACAUGGAGAUAAUGAUCGCCACCAUCAGUGUCGCGGUCCUGAUUGCGACAGCUGUCAUCGCAUUUUUCGUUGGUCGUCAUUUCAGACAACGGUCGCGUGCUGAAGGACAAAAUGGAGGCCGACGUAGGCGAACAAAAUGUCGACGUCGCUCGCGAGAUGUUAGACUCCAUCAAUUGACAGAGAUUGUCACAAGAGCCCUGCUGGAAUCCCCUGAAACUCGGCCUACUCACGGAGUAGACUCAAUUCGACCGAUCGGCGCGCCGGUUUACGAGGUAGUCGAGCCAGUCGACAUCAACUCUCACACACCAGAUCAAGGUGUUCCAACAAGCCAGGCCAGUGCAGGGCCAGCCGGGACACACAACACACGUGUAACACAUCCAGAAAGGAGAGCUCAGCACGUCUCCUUUAUGCCUUUACCGCCACCUCCGCCAACGGAAGCGCUUGAAGAGUGUGCGCACGGUCACGAAGAUGAUGCUGAUGAUGAUGUAUAUGAGACUGUCGAGGCGCCUUACCAGGAAAUAGCCGAAUGUCAUCAACAGAUGGAGGAGGGAGGGCCCGCAACACUCGAGCUCGCCUCUCUCACACCCUCCCUCUGCCACUAUCACCGGCUCAACCCAACCCAACAUCACCACCAGUGCCUGGAAUCCACGACACACUAUGACCAUCUCAUUCACCCACCAUGACCUACCACCGUCACCUAGAAAGCCCAGCGGGCGAAUUCCAACUCGCCUGGUAAGCCAUAGAAAAAUGUACGAGGAAAUAGGGUAUAUUUUGUUGCAAAAGAUCCGCUCUGAGCCGUGACCCUCCGGCUGACCCGAAGCUGGUUCUUUAGCUCCGCAGUAUAGCUCAGUGCUCAGAUGAAUCGUGUUUAUCUUAAUCUUAGCUGCAGGUACAGCCCACCGCUAAAGUAAUGUGUACCAAUCUCAACGGAUGGCUUUGACUGGCGAUUUAUUAAUGCAGAGCGAUCGAAAAGAAGACGUCAGUAGAUAAAGUUGCAGCUGCAAGGGUGACGAUACAGGUUAGCUACAAUCAAAGUUUCAUUCCGGUCUGGCUUAUCAUUCCUAAGCUUCAGAAGCAGAACAUACCGAGGACUGAAACCGCACAUUACUUAUGCCGUGGACUGUACCUACCCGUAUAUUUUGUGUGUCUAUUGUGGCCUGUUGGCUGGUAUUAAAGUGUUUGCCAUAAUACAUAUAUUUGCUUACGAUG
Amphibalanus amphitrite is the source of this 2929-nucleotide messenger RNA. RefSeq lists its product as uncharacterized. The transcript has 2 exons. Bases 58 to 2403 code for a protein of 781 amino acids. The record is from RefSeq and is a predicted model, not a curated record. NCBI's taxonomy places the organism in Eukaryota, Metazoa, Arthropoda, Thecostraca, Balanomorpha, Balanidae.